This is a messenger RNA of Spinacia oleracea (spinach), 728 nucleotides long. RefSeq lists its product as uncharacterized. NCBI's taxonomy places the organism in Eukaryota, Viridiplantae, Streptophyta, Magnoliopsida, Caryophyllales, Amaranthaceae. The record is from RefSeq and is a predicted model, not a curated record. Gene Ontology annotation, molecular function: acyltransferase activity, transferring groups other than amino-acyl groups. The transcript has a single exon. Bases 45 to 584 code for a protein of 179 amino acids.
AUAUAUAUAUAUAUAUAUUAAUCAAAAUUUCAAAACUAGAAAUUAUGGCCACCCAACAUCAUCAAAAUGAUGAACUAGAUCAUUCCAACCUUUCGAUUCGGCCGUUGGAUCCGGCUACCGACGUGGAUGAUCUGAUGGUAUGGGUAUCAGAUGAUCAAGUGACACAAUUUUGCCGUUGGGACACCUACACUUCUAGGGACCAAGCCAUAGAGUACAUAAACAAGUUUGUUCUAACCCAUCCUUACUAUAGGGUAAUAUGCCUAAACAAUAGGGCAAUUGGUGCUAUUUCUGUUACUUGUAACACAGGAAAUGAUAAGUGUAGGGGAGAAUUGGGUUAUGUCUUGGCAUCUGAGUAUUGGGGCCGAGGGGUGGCUACGUGGGCGGUGAAGGCGGUGAUGUUUACGAUAUUCGAGGAGCGGCCGGAGUUGGAGAGGGUUGAGGCUCUUGUGGAUGUAGAGAAUAAGGGGUCACAAAGGGUGUUGGAGAAAGGUGGGUUUAUAAAGGAGGGUGUUUUGAGAAAGUAUUGCAUUCAGAAAGGGAAGACUCGUGAUAUGGUCAUGUUUAGUUUCCUAAAAUUAGUUUAAUAAAAAUUUCAUUAUUGUUAAUCAUAUUAUAAUAGUAGUUUGUACGUUGAUGGAUUGUGACCAUUGUGUGAUUCAAAAUAUAAUGUUCUUUGCGGUUUGUGCAUACAUUCAUGAAAUUUCUGAUUCCUAUUAUUGUUUUCCUUU